Messenger RNA from Aspergillus aculeatus ATCC 16872, 920 nucleotides. RefSeq lists its product as uncharacterized. NCBI's taxonomy places the organism in Eukaryota, Fungi, Ascomycota, Eurotiomycetes, Eurotiales, Aspergillaceae. The transcript has 3 exons. Bases 155 to 598 code for a protein of 147 amino acids. The record is from RefSeq and is a predicted model, not a curated record.
AUCUCUACCACGGGGUAUGUCCUCAGAAACUAAGCAUCUAAGUGAAAUCUAUAACUUCAACAUAUGCACAAAACCCAACCUUAUCAUCACACAACCCCCCCAUAAAACCACCCAAUACCACAACCCCAACUCCCCAUAAAGAAACCCAAGCACAAUGACCUACCAAAUCGCCUCGCACCCGACCCUCUCCCCCCCACGCGCCGCGGCGAUGAUCUCCUUCCUCGAAUCCUUCUACCGCACCAGCGACACCGAAUCCGCCCACGACCAAUACGUCCAGAACUUUACGGAAGAUGCCACAUUGAUAAUGGGGCCGAAGACGGCCAAGGGACGUGACGAAAUCCGUACCCUCCGCCACGGCCUCUGGACGCACGUCGCCUCGCGGAAACACACCCCGGAGCGGGUGUACUUCGGCGGGGAGGGCGAGCUCAUGCUAUACGGGACGGUCAAGUACGUUCUGCGAAAUGAUCCGGGGAAUGAGGUCGAGGUGCCCUGGGCGGGGAGGGUGGUUUUUGGUGGUGAGGACACCGAGGAGGGGGAUUUGAGGAUGCGGUUUUAUCAGGUUUAUCUGGAUCCUAGUGCGCAGUCGGGGAGGAAGUAGAGGGAUGGAUUGUGCUGGACUGUUAUUUUCCUGGGUUGAGUGGUGGGAUUCUUUUCUGGUCCUUGGGGUUCUGGGGCUUUGGGGCUUUGGGUGGUGAAAUGAAAGACAGGUUUGGGAAGUGGAAACUACAGAAUGGAUGUUCAGAAGAGUUAGGUUUUCAAUAUUGGUUUGGUUCGAAGUGAUUGAUUUACUGGUCAAUUCGUUGGACAGUCCGUUUAGAUAGGGGCGUAAGGCAAGGGGAGGUUAAGGUGUGUACUGUAGAUUCAUGCAUGCAGGGAAGCGAGACAGCAACGGCGGAAAAACCAAGAGCGUAGUGUACGGG